Messenger RNA from Phycodurus eques (leafy seadragon), 5307 nucleotides. RefSeq names its product adenylate cyclase 7 (gene adcy7). The coding region runs from base 512 to 3865 and encodes 1117 amino acids. Gene Ontology annotation, cellular component: plasma membrane. The transcript has 27 exons. The record is from RefSeq and is a predicted model, not a curated record. Lineage: Eukaryota; Metazoa; Chordata; Actinopteri; Syngnathiformes; Syngnathidae. Gene Ontology annotation, biological process: cAMP biosynthetic process; adenylate cyclase-inhibiting G protein-coupled receptor signaling pathway; adenylate cyclase-activating G protein-coupled receptor signaling pathway. Gene Ontology annotation, molecular function: adenylate cyclase activity.
UGUCAUUCACACUGGCACGCAUCCGGAGGAGGACACCGUACUCUCGCUACUCUUUAUGCCGACGAUGGCACCACCUUCCGCGGUCACUUGUGGAGCUUUCAUCGGCGGGACGUUUCGGUGACGGCGGAACACAAGGUACGGUUGUGCUGCCUCAGCAGAAUGAAGCCACCAUCCUCACUGCGGCUACGCUAGCCCGAUCCUGGCGCCGAUGACCCCUUUUGAUGCCUUGUCUGCUUCUGUUUUUCCUUUCUGCCCCUUUCCUCCAGUCACUCUUCUUCCUGUGUGUCUUUUACCCCCCUGAGCCUUCCUUAUUGCUCAAGAGAGCUGUAGCUGGCAGCAUAUGAAGCAGGCCUGGCACCGGACAGAGUGUAGAAGAUUCAAGGAGUAGACGCAUUCAAGAUGCCGGGGGCAAACUUCACUCGAGCGCCAUGAGCUAGCGAGGACCACAAAACGUUCUUUAAAAAAAAACAAAAAAAAAUCACACAAUAGCUGUCUUUUCCCACACUCGGUCAUGCCAGCCAAGGGGAAAUACUUGUUGAACGACCAGGAGCUAAAGAACGAGGCGCUGUACCGCAAGUUCUCCUGCAUCAGCCAGUAUCAGCCACUGGUGCUCCUGCUGGGCCUUUCCAUGCUGUCCUGUGCAGUCCUCCUGGUUCUCUUCUUCGCCCUCGGACUGAGGGCUGAGGAACACUGUGCCUUUGUGAGCGUUGUGAGCGGCGGCUUGUGCGUCUUCCUGGCCGUCUUUGUCCUGGUGUGCACCGAAAUGCUGUCCCAACGCUGGCGGCGUCCGCUGGGCCUGCUGGUGUGGGCGGCGCACCUCGCCAUGGGCUUCACCUUCAUCUUCAGCGGGCCUGUCGUCCUACCGUGGGAUCAGGUGCCAUUCUUCCUGUUCAUCAUCUUCACCGUGUACACCAUGCUGCCGUUCCCGUGGUGGUAUGCGGUGGCGCUGAGCGUGGUCUCGUCGCUGUCCCACAUCGUAGCGCUCACUUUGCGCCUCACCGUGUACAGCGACGCGCCCGUGCCGUACCUCGCCAACCAGCUGCUGUCCAAUGCGGUGGUGUUCCUGUGUGGCAGCGUGGUGGGAGCCUUCCACAAGGUCCUCAUGGAGAAAACCCUCAGGCAGACCUUUCAGGACACGCUGCGAUGCCUCAGCAUGCGCAUGAAGCUGGAGAUAGAGAAGAGACAACAGGAGAACCUGCUGCAGUCUGUGCUGCCGGUCUACAUCUCCAUGAAAAUGAAGUUGGCCAUCAUGGAGCGCCUGCAGGACUGCAAAGACAAGGAGGAGCAACAGCGGCUCGUCAAAGACAACAACUUUCACAGCCUCUAUGUCAAACGGCACGAAAACGUCAGUAUUCUCUAUGCCGACAUUGUGGGCUUCACUCGACUGGCCAGCGACUGUUCCCCCAAGGAGCUCGUUGUCAUGCUCAACAAACUGUUCGGAAAGUUUGACCAAAUUGCAAAGGAAAACGAGUGCAUGAGAAUCAAGAUCCUGGGCGACUGCUAUUACUGUGUAUCGGGCCUGCCGGUGUCUCUGCCCAAACACGCCAAGAACUGUGUGAAAAUGGGCCUGGACAUGUGUGAAGCCAUCAAGCAAGUCCGAGAGGCCACCGGCGUGGACAUCAACAUGCGAGUGGGCGUGCACUCGGGCAACGUGCUGUGCGGCGUGAUUGGCCUGCGCAAGUGGCAGUUUGACGUGUGGUCACAUGACGUGACGCUGGCCAAUCACAUGGAGUCGGGAGGCCUUCCGGGACGUGUGCACAUCACUGAGGCCACGCUGAAGCACUUGAACAAGGCGUACGAGGUGGAGGAGGGCGACGGGCAGCUCCGGGAUCAAUACCUCAAGGAGCUUAACGUCAGAACCUACCUCGUUAUUGACCCUCGGUCCAAAGAUCCGACGCAGAGCAGCCGCAGCGUCCCCAAGCCUCGUGUGAACGACGGUUUGAAGAUGCGAGCGUCGGUGCGCAUGACGCGCUACCUGGAGUCCUGGGGGGCCGUCAAGCCGUUCGCCCACCUGCAGAGCCGAGAGGGCUUCGCGGUGGAAACCCUCGGCAACGGCAAGUCGUUCAGCAAGGACAUCCCACUGCGAACAGCACCCAGCUCCAAGCUUACUGAGAGCUUUGAUGAGUCACUAGAAGAGCGGUUGUCCUUGUCCACGCCCUCAUUCAGCAGCUAUAAAAAUAAGUCUCAGAAGAGUCGCUUUGAUGAGGAGCUGCACAACGAGAUGACCACCACCAUAGAUGAACUGGGCACCAAACAAUGGUACAAGUCUGAGGAGAGUGGCAGUUUAGCCAUAUGGUUUCCAAAGAAAGACCUAGAAAAACAGUACCGAGCCUUGGAUUUGCCCAUGUUCAAGGACUACGUGGGCUGCGCGGCCAUCAUCUUCCUCUGCAUCUUUUCCAUCCAGAUGUUAGUCACCAGGGAUCGGCAGAUACUCGGAGUGACGUUCGCGGUGUUGGCGUGUGUCCUGCUGCUGACACUGGCCAUCUGUUUUGCAGCUCACAUACAGCGCAUGUUUCCAGAGAAACUGUCAGGCUGGCAGUGGCUGGCGAUGGUCUCUGAGGCGGUGGUGAAGAAGCCUUGUGUGCGCCUCCCCCUGGCUGCCGUCACCACUGCCGUCAUAGUUCUCUUGGCAGUCUUCAACCUGUGCUUCGUCCAGACACAUUUUCGACAAUGUUCCAGUGGUGACGUUCACACCCAGGGUCACGCAAAUGAUUCCCAGCGAGUGGGAUUACAGGGAGGACUCUUCUAUUUGCCUUACUCUGUUUACUGCUGUAUCCUGUCCCUGAUCGCUUGCGGCGUGUUCCUGCGGGUCAGCUUGGAGCUCAAAGUGCUCUUCCUCACCCUGGCGUCCAGCGCGUACUACAUCAUCAUCCUCAGCACCAACAGCCAGCUCUUUGUGGCCUACGCCGACGUCCUUCACGCUCAGAUUACCGGAGAGGGCAACUGCAGCAGCCUAGCGGACAAGUCCAUGGUGAGGCUGGUGGGCCUGGUGAAGCACCCCCAGGUGAUGAGCUGCAUCUAUAUCACAUUGUUCCUGGUGACCAUGCUCAUCAUCUCACAGCAGAACGAGUCGUGCUUCCGCCAGGACUUCCUGCUCAAGUACAAAAACCACACGGAGCAGGAUGAGAUCGAGACCCGGGAGAACCUAAACCGCCUGCUUCUGGAGAACGUGCUGCCCGCCCACGUGGCCUCGCUCUUUGUUGGCGAGAACAAGAAAAACGAGGACCUCUACUACAAGUCUUACGACUGCGUGUGCGUGAUGUUUGCCUCGGUGCCUGACUUCAAAGAGUUCUACACCGAGUGCGACAUCAACAAGGAGGGCCUGGAGUGCCUGAGGCUCCUCAACGAGAUCAUUGCCGACUUCGACGAGCUGCUGUCAAAGCCCAAGUUCAGCGGCGUGGAGAAGAUCAAGACCAUCGGUAGCACGUACAUGGCGGCGGCGGGCCUCAGCGGACCGCCCGGUCAGGAGAACAAUCAGGACCGGGAGCGUCAGCAGGCCCAGAUCGGCAUCAUGGUGGAGUUUGCGGUCGCGCUCGUCAGCAAGUUGGACGGCAUCAACCGACAUUCCUUCAACAGCUUCAAGUUGCGCGUGGGUAUUAACCACGGUCCCGUGAUCGCCGGCGUAAUCGGCGCCAGGAAGCCUCAGUACGACAUCUGGGGCAACACGGUCAACGUGGCCAGCAGGAUGGAGAGCACCGGCCAGCUGGGAAAGAUACAAGUGACGGAGGAGACGUCUGACGUGCUGCACAGGCUGGGAUACUCGUGCGAGUGUCGCGGCUUCAUCAGUGUGAAAGGCAAAGGCGAGCUCAAGACCUUCUUUGUGUGCACAGACACGAGCAAGCAGCAAGGCAUGGGCCUCAGUUGAGGCCAGGAGAUCACGCUCGGAAAAUGCGACGCUUGCGUGUAGGCGCGAGCCCAGUGUUUACACGCCCACCACCCAAGGAGUGACUGUAAUACAGAUGUGGUCCUGCGGGGUGUGCUGGAAAUAAAGGAACUACAGUGUGUCACUGCGCUGGAUGCGAUCAUAAUGGACUUUGCUUCAAACAAACUGGAAAUGGCCAAAAUACCUGAAAAACUCUAUCUUCAAACAAAAAUGGCCAACUAUCUGCGGGGUUUACAGUACCGUACAUUUUCUUCAUUGAUUUUGGUGUGUCCUGUCAUCAACAUCCAUGCUGGUACUCCAAAAAUAUGUUGCCUUGAUCAAUGUUUGCAAAAUUUGGUGAAAUUUUGAUUGUUUAAAAAAAAAAAGAUGAUUUAGGUUUGUGAAUAAUAAUAAUAAAGUGAUAAAAGGGGACUUUGCAGAUAAUGUAGUGGUACAGUUGCCUGACUGACUGCCCCAUGGGUUCAGGUGUUUGUGUGACUGUUAAUGAUCUGUCUUAGAUGUGCCCUGUGAUUGACUGGUCUCGUCUGCCUUUCGCCAAAAUCAGCUGGAAUCGGAUCCAGCUCUCGCAACACUUAACAGGAUAAGUAUUAUAAAAUUGAUUGAUAAUAGGACCCCUUUUUGCCAGUUUAUUAUUCUCGUAUUAUACCAUGUUCUGCACACAUUAGUGCAUUUAGUGUCGCCCAUGUGUCAAAGAUACCUGCUUGCGAUUGGGGCUCGUUUGGGUAAAUUCUCUAGGAGGAGUAGUUCAAAGUGCAAGUCCUGCAACAAAAUGGGUGUGUCAAAUCAAAAUGGAUAAUUUGUUCAAUUCCAGGCAUGGGUCUUUGAGACAUUUCCACCCAAAUUUCAUGUCAAGUUUGGGGACUUGUGAAUACGCACAUUUCCACCAGGUUGCAUUUACUUGUUAAAAUAUAUUAUGGCCCUUGGAGGACGUGAUAGGGAAAAACACCCGUCACUUUUGUACUUUAAUGACCAUGAAAAGAAAAAGUGUUGUACUAACACCAUUUUGUGGCCGAUAAAACAACAAUGGAUUCUGUCUGUGGAUCAUUUUGUCAGUUUCGUUACUGUGUAAUGAGCAAGAGUUGUGGUUUGAUGGGGGUAGUAUUUUUAGUGGGACAAUCUGUAUAUCUGUGUCGUUAACAAGCAUGUAGUUCUUUCCAGAGUGUCCUCAUCAUGCUUGCUACUUUCUUACCUGUGAGGCAUGUUGCUUCUUGAGCAGGACUGACUCAUGUUGUGUGGCCUUACACCGCCUCUAUCUUGUGUGAGGAUAUUCUAAAUAACACUGUUGUAUAUUUGGCCUUUUCUUGCGUGUGAACAAAAUGUCCUGAAUAAAUUAUUCACAAUAAGCAUAUGGUUUGUUAAUUUAAAAGGUUUAUCAAAUGUCACAUAGUGAGGAUUUUUUUUUUUGUACCAAAAAAAUGUUGUUA